Messenger RNA from Linepithema humile (Argentine ant), 4775 nucleotides. RefSeq lists its product as uncharacterized. NCBI's taxonomy places the organism in Eukaryota, Metazoa, Arthropoda, Insecta, Hymenoptera, Formicidae. The record is from RefSeq and is a predicted model, not a curated record.
AGCGAAGCGUACCGCAGUUGUAUGUACGGGGUGGGAACACUUAGACGUUCAGUGGUACGUAACCCGAUUUCUCGGUAGUCUUGGUGAUCUCUCGCGUCGCCCGACAUCGGCUCGUCGUCAAAUCACGACGUUUCGCAUUACUGACUUGUCAAUUUAAUCAUUUUAACAAGACGCCGCGCAGCUGAACUCUCACGUUCUUUACAUAACCUUAUAGACGAUUGAACUUUGCAAACAGUUGACAUUAACUUUGCUUUCAGUUUCACGUCGAAACGUUCGAAAACAGAAUCACGAUCGUAUCGCAUAUUUUGUACGCUAUCGGUUCUCUAAUUAUUUUAAUAACACAAAAUAAGCGAGUUUUGAUAUGCUGGCAAUUUUGAAAUAAAAAUAUGCGGGAAGCGGUUAUGCAGCCAAUGAGAGGGAACACGGCAUUGCGCGGUCGAAAUACACGACAACUUUAGUUAUUCUCGCGCCGUUCGCGUCAGUUUGCUAUCGAAUCACGUCGGCUUCGUGUUCCUUGCAUCAUUCGUACGUCGAAAGUGAAUUAUAUGCGCGAACGAGAAUCGGGAGUGAUGAAUCAAAUAAUGGGUGAUAGUCUGAGUGUACUUACUAGAUUGCGAUAGUACAAUCAAGUGCAUUUUCGAUAUCUAUAACCUAACUCUAUCGUAUAAGUACAUUCGGUGCGGCAUCCUUAGACACAAUGUAUUCACUACAUGUCUAUUUCGCAUUAUUUGUUCAGGAGAGGAGCAUUGCGAAUCAGAUUAAAUACCAGCAAGGUUCACAUUAACCAAUUUAUUGAAACAAAUGAUUUUCACUUAUUUAAUCAUCAGAUUACGUCCGCUAGUUUUGUCAUUACAUUUUGAACUUUUUAACCUGUGAGAAGUGUGUGUGUGUAUCGCGCGCUCGAAUAAUAAACUAUUUCUAUACGUGACCGGUCGAAUAAACGCGUAUUUCGUGUCAUUUGUUCGUCCCGUAAGCGAAGUGCGUGAUUAUACAGAGUAUCCGGAAAUAUCAUGAAAUAACGGGCGGUAUCAUCGAGAUGGAUUACUCUUUGUCAGUGUGUGAGUUUAUAAUCUGUCAGUAUUUUGAACAUGUGGACGGAAGAGCAGCCAGCAGCAAAUUGAAGUAGGAAAGAAUGAGGGAACAGGCGAUGUAUCUCAAUUGAAAUCCCGUUUCACUGUGAAAUGGAGCAUCCAAGCAGACGUGCGCGCAAAUAAACGCGAUCGCAGCCGAUACCGAGAGCAAUAAUCACGGGAAGGGUUCCUCUAUCCACUUGGGCAUUUUCGACGAGGCGCCGCUCCGUUAACCGACAUUCGUGUGCAACAUGUUUGGGACGAAAUUGCGCACGUGGAUGGAGGCACACAUCGUGCGAUCGAAAAAGAAAAAGGAUCGGAAGAAGGGCGACAAGGGAUUCGACUCGAACUGCAACUCCCCCAGGAGCCACAGCGCCAACAGAUCGCCCGCUUUACACCAGGUACAUCCGGUGGAUUCGCCGACGAAGAACGUGGACGGUAUCCGAUUGCACGGGGGCGGCUACGGCGCGUCAGUGACUACUUCAUCCGGCACUUCCGGCGGCACCGCCGGAAGCGUGAGCCUUUCCUCGCCGGAGAGCGCGUACUCGACCGGCUACUCGACCGACGGCACCUCGCCCGGCACCAGUUUCCCGCCCGAGUACUAUAUCAACAUCAGGACCGGCACCCACUACUUCCAGAGCAGUAGCGGCGCUACUACCACCACCAACAAUAACAAUAAGACCAGGGCGAAGAGGCCGCCGGGCGACGCCGCGAGUCUGCUUCCGGCCGGUAGCGCCGCGUCGGGAAAUGGAACAGCCGGGGACAGGAGGCAGUCAUCCGCGAGCACGACGAACAUGACCAGGGAUAAUACUCAGCAGGAAAUACGAACGAGUACGCCGCACAAGAGCGAAGAAACACCAACGAAUCAUGGUCAGAGGCAGCAGCAGCAGCAGCAGCAGCAGCAGCAGCGGCAACAAGAGAGUUCUCACCGCAGGACCGAGUCUUAUUCCGCCGAUUCGAGGAACAGUCUGCCCGUACCGUCUUCGAUACCGCCACCGUUGGUCUCACCUCCGGUACAAUCGCCGCGCGAGCGUUCCCGCAUUCGGACGAAUCCGUGGUUGUCGGCGAACUCUUCCGGUUCAAGCACAAACGGCCUCAAGUCACGACUCACCCUGGACGAGAGCAGCAGCAGCUCGGGCUUAAAACUCACGGAGUCGUCCGGUAGCGCCAGUGACGUCAACCUGAAUGGCAGGGAGCUUCAAAGCAGGCGGGAGCAUCGUCAGGAGAGCCUCAGCGCAGGUCGAAGCCCGAUCAAUCAAAAUUGGAGGAUCACAUCGGGCAUGGACCUCCGACCGAAAAUUCCUUUGGCUCUGCAACGACGAGCCAGCAGCAGCAGUUCUUCGGCAUCCUCGGUGACGCGCAGCAUUCGCUCGUCCGAGGACGAUAUCACGCUGAAUGAGAUGAUGGGCAAGUUCGACGAGAGCUACGUCUACGAGAAGGAGACGGAUAUUCUGUCGGACAGCGACCCGACCGACUGUGAGGAUUACAUUGACUCGCUGUCGGACAUCGACACCGGCCAGGACGGUGGCGAUGAAAACGAUCCAUUCGAGAACGACGAACUCGAUUACAUCGACAACGGCUCGUUCCUCGACUUGGACAGUCUCGAGUGCAGCGGCCACUUUCCCAAUACCGGCCACUGCACUUACUUUGCCUUCAGCAGCGAGCUCAGCCGCCGCGGCACCCGACUCCGCGAGUCCUUCCUCAAACGUAGGACCAAGGACGAAAUUGUGUCUCAAAGAGCCGCAAAUGCGAGGGCCAGCGCGAAGAGACAGAGCGCGCGACACAAAAAAAUGGACGACAAGCAGAGCGAGAAGCGCAAGAAGAGGAUAUCGCAGCGUCGCAAGCCCACUUUAGAUCGAUGCGACGACGAGACAGCGAAUUUGAACCGCGUGCUAGUCGAAAGAAUGCUGCUGAAAAAUUCUGGGUUUAAUCAGGGCAGUAGAAGUGUGGGCGGCACGCCGAUGUGUCUGCGACGCAGGAAGCACGAUGUCAACAAGAAUCUCUCGCCGAUGAGGCUGAACGGUAAUCCGUCGGCAAUCAGACCGGCGCCGAUUGAGAAUGACAUUGUAAAGAGACGAUCAAACUCGAUAAGCUACGUAAACGGCAACAUAGUGCGACGCCAUGUAGCUGGCAACACGUACAUGGCGACUUUUGCGUCGGAAAUCGCACUAAUCGAGGCGGACAAGGAGGCCGAUCGCAAGUAUCGCGAGCUCAUCCUCGAAGCGGAGAACAUCCUGGUGAGCAUGCAGAAGUAUCAGAACCCAUCGCCGUGCGUGCCGUCGCCGUCGCGCAAGCUGCACAAUGGUCUGGCAAACAAGCGCGUCGAGCUUAUCAAGAAUACGGAGCUGAAUAUCGAGCUGGCGUUGUCAAAAAGCCGCAAUUCCCAACCAGAAUUGCAGAGCGGCAGUAUCCGGGAUCUGGAACACACCAGCCCCAAACGACAAUUUACUCAGCCACCGUGCUCGCCGAUUCACCGGUUCAUGGAAAGAAAUUCGCCGGCCAGUUUCGUGCCGAAGGAACCUCCCGCUGCUUACCGGCAACACGAGCUGUCCAAGUGUCCGGAUUCGCCGGCGAUGCAGCGUAGAACGACGCCGCAGAGUUCGCCCAGCAGAACUCUGAUACAUCAUCAGAUGCAUCGAGCACGCAACGGCGAACUGGUGGAAGCCAAGGAGUGCAAUAGAUCGCCUCGGAUCGCCUUGAACUGCAACGGCGGACCGAGACUGGAGAUGAUGAAUGUGAACAACUCCCUCGGAGAUAAGAUGCACAUGAACGGAACGUCCCAGAACUCUCUCGCUGGAAAUAGAAAGGAGUUUCGCGCCGCGAGAGAACCGACGAAGGAGGAAGGAGUGACAUCUAGCUCAUCGGAUUCCGAAGAGAAAUGCGACGUGAGACGAAGGGCUCCAUUGAUGACUUUCAGAUCGAUCGACAUGGGUCCGAUUAAAGAAGGUUCUUCUUAUUGCCCACAAAGCGAACCGGUCAAAAGAAAAGUGUAUGCCGGAAGCGCUACAUACGGCCGGAUACAAAAGACAUUGGGCGAGCAUGUUAUGCUGAGAAAUUCUGACGGCGAUACAGGGACCGAUGAUACUGAUGAUUCGAGGAGAUCCCUGAAGGAGAAGGUAGCGCAACUGCGGCAGGAGCGAUUGGCGGCCGAGGCGAAUGCGAAUAACACUCAAGAUUCGCAAUUCUUCCAGCAUCAGCUAUCUCAGUUACGGCGACAGAUGCUGAUGCAGACGAUAGAGGGUCUAAAACGCAGCCUCGAAGAUCAGUCGGCCACUUUGAAGACCUGUUUAGAGCCGACGAGUCUGUUGACCGAUGAGCUACCUUGAAGCUCACCAAUCAGCUGACCCAUUUCCGAUCUGUGCCAUGCGAUUAUGACUGACGAAUUUAUGACAUCGCCCCGCUGGUCGCGAGGGAAACGCUCGUCAGACAGUAUCGAAGUCACGGGUACUGUCUUUGGCGGAUCCCUGAUUGGUCGAGUCGCCGCGCAUCGCGAAUAUUGAUCAAGAGCGUAGCGUUUCCUCCAUGCGCGCCGAAUUAUAUUGAUGCGGUCCUUCUCGAGCUCGGCUAUACCGGAGUCAGCUAAAUGCUGAUGCACACGUUAAAUCUAUUUUUCUGUCCGUGAUGUAUCUAUGUGAUGUAUGUGUAUGAGAGAGAGAGAGAGAGAGAGAGAGAGAGAGAGAGAGAGAGAGAGAGAGAGAGAGAGAG